UACAUGUUGAUGCUCAACAAAGAGAAAAAGAAAAAAAAACUAAAUUAAGAAUAAGGUUCUGAUAAAACAAUGAUUGAAAUGGGUGAAGGGGCAUUACACAUUUAAAUUAUUCAGAGAGGGCAUAAUUAAGUGUUUAAUGCCAUGUUGUAGUUAAAAGGAACAACAAAGGAAAUUUAAUUCAAAUUACAAAUGUAAAAGAGACGCAGAUUUUUGAGAGAUGAGAACUUUGUGUUGAGUCAUUUGAUUUGGUCUCUUUCCUCCAUCAAACAGUUGGGCAGAGCUGGAGAUCUCCAGAGAUAACAAUGUCACAUUGUCACAUAGGGUUCUGCUACAAAUCCUUAAUUACAAAAAGAGGAUCAGAUGACUACAGCAUCCAAUACCGGGGUCUCCAGGCGGCAUGGGGGUCUUUGAUCAAGAAAAUCCAAUUAUUUGUGUAUAUACAUUUCCCACAUAGUGAUUACUUCAUUAAUUGUCCCGCCUUUAUCUCCUCCCUUCCCAUCCCCCUUAAUAAUCAGCUCCUUUAUCCAGACCAACAAACACACCAUAGGAGCUUUGUGGAUUCAAAGGAUUUGCUUUCCCCUCUCAAAGAGCCGCUAUUCUUUGAUGAUUGGGCAGCGGCAAACUUCAAAGUAAUAAAUCUUAUUUCUGACUGGCUGGCGGCCCACCAAAGUCCUUAUCAAAUUCUAAGAAGUGAUCCCUCACUCUUCAGAUAGACCAAGGAUAUCUCGGAGAGAGGAAGCACUGGAGAGUGGAGACCUGCUCGACGCGGUAUUUUACUGCGAAUGCACAUAUUUAACUGAAAUUAGUGCUUUUAUUUUUAUUUGUUUUCAUCAGAGAAGGAGGAGGACGUUUAUCAUGGCAGCAGUGGCUGUACUGCGGAAUGAAACACUCCACGCUUUUCUUCAGGAUCGCACUCCAAACUCUUCUCCAGAGAACUGUAAGCACUCUCCGCUGGCUCUCCUGGCUGCCACUUGUAACCGGAUCGGGCAUCACCACGGAUCAAACCACACAGAUUUCCUCCAGGUCCCUUACGACCCAACUCUGGGCUCCCCUUCGCGUUUAUUUCACCCAUGGACUAACGAGGGAAGCCCUCAGAGCAGCCUGGCCAGCAACUCUACUUUCGGACUAUCCUCCAAACCCCAGUUGUCUGCGCACAUCCAGAGCUCCUUCAGCUCGCACCACGAACUGCCCCUCACUCCUCCGGCGGACCCCUCGUACCCCUAUGACUUCUCCCCUGUGAAGAUGUUACCUUGCUCCAUGCAGUCUCUGCAGUCUUCCUGCCCUCCCACCUACGUUCCCGCCGUCAGUUACGCAGCCCCGACUCCCAUUCCGCCUGCAAUGCCAAGUUUUGUCACGGGACCCUCCGGCCUUGUGCAUCAGCAGCAGAGACAGUUAUCCCCAAACCCUGGAGAGGAUAUUCCGUGGUGGAGCCUCCAGCAGGGGAACCAUGUCAGUCACUCUGCCUCCCUUGGUCCCCAUCGCUUCCAGCUGCAGAGGGGCUUGGUUCUGGGACAUACGGACUUUGCGCAAUAUCAGACGCAAAUCGCGGCUCUGCUGCACACAAAGUCUCCUCUCGCAACUGCGCGGCGGUGCAGAAGGUGCAGGUGUCCGAACUGCCAGUCCUCCACGUCCAGCGACGAGCCUGGGAAGAAGAAACAACACAUUUGUCACAUACCGGGAUGCGGGAAAGUUUACGGGAAAACUUCUCACCUCAAGGCGCACCUGAGGUGGCACUCUGGAGAGCGGCCGUUUGUGUGCAACUGGCUGUUCUGUGGCAAGAGUUUCACCAGGUCGGAUGAGCUGCAGAGACACCUGAGGACUCACACGGGGGAAAAGCGCUUUGUUUGCCCGGACUGCUGCAAAAGGUUCAUGAGGAGUGACCACUUGGCAAAACAUGUCAAAACUCACCAGAACAAAAAAAGCAAGUGCCACGACAAGACACUUGACCAUGUCAAAAGGGAGGACACGAGGAAUAUGUUGUAACACACCUUGUAGUCAUUUUAAACAGUAGAAAUCACUAGUGCAAUACAGUCAGUCUUACAUUAGCAAAGUACACAGUGAGCUGCAUUUUUUUAUAGGGUAUUUUGUUUAUUUUGAUGGUUGAUUUCUUACAUCCUGACAAUAGUCUCUAACAUUGCUGGUCUGUGUAGCACAUAUUUGUACAUAAAGUUUCAUAAGUUAAUUUGGGACCAUGGAGAAGUUAUAGCUCAUGAGUUUGAAUUCACUGUCUAUAUCAUACCAAGGAAGACAAGUUUUCAACUUGUGUUUGAUCAUUGUCUUCGGUGGAAGAUUUCACUCCCCUGUAAACUAUAUUUAAUAGCUUUUGUUGAAUGAAAGUGUCAGUUUUUUGCUCCAUAUGGGGUGUUUUUAAGCAUGCUCUUGAAAAGAUCUGCUAUUGUUGAUAUGACCCAAAUACUGUGUGAGAAUAAAGAUUAUAACAUUUUCCUCAACUCUAAA
This is a messenger RNA of Etheostoma spectabile (orangethroat darter), 2457 nucleotides long. RefSeq names its product Sp5 transcription factor a (gene sp5a). The transcript is spliced from 2 exons. Lineage: Eukaryota; Metazoa; Chordata; Actinopteri; Perciformes; Percidae. Gene Ontology annotation, molecular function: DNA-binding transcription factor activity, RNA polymerase II-specific; RNA polymerase II cis-regulatory region sequence-specific DNA binding. Bases 856 to 1983 code for a protein of 375 amino acids. Gene Ontology annotation, biological process: regulation of transcription by RNA polymerase II. The record is from RefSeq and is a predicted model, not a curated record.